Molecule: messenger RNA, 2037 nt
Organism: Coffea eugenioides
Lineage: Eukaryota; Viridiplantae; Streptophyta; Magnoliopsida; Gentianales; Rubiaceae
Product: U-box domain-containing protein 38-like
Exons: 2
Coding region: 263-1876 (537 amino acids)
Biological process (GO): protein ubiquitination
Cellular component (GO): nucleus; cytoplasm
Molecular function (GO): ubiquitin-protein transferase activity; protein binding
Source: RefSeq, a predicted model, not a curated record
CAGUCAGUCUUUUUCUCUCAAAUUUUAUCUAGAACAGGUUUAGGCGACUUUUUCUUCAAAAGUUCUUCAACAACAUAAGAUCCGGUCGUUGCAAAAAAAUCCGGUCCUCUCCAACGCCCCCAAAAUCCAAAUUCUCCCAAAAAAAAAUCCCAAACCUAAUACUACAGAAUUUCAUGAAUUUCAUUAGCUUCCGCCAUAAAUUCUUGAAAAUCUAGACCAACCCAUUUGGGAAGCGUUUCAAUCUAUCACUCAAAGUUCAGAAAUGGGUGGAAAUGGCAAGUUUCGGAGAUGGAAAAUCUCCAUCUACAAGUCCUCUUCUUCGUCAAAGUCACAGCAAAAAUUAGACCCACCUGCUGAAUUCCUCUGCCCAAUUUCUGGGUCUUUGAUGUCUGAUCCUGUGGUGGUUUCUUCUGGCCAAACUUUCGAGCGGGUUGCUGUUCAAGUUUGCAAGGAUUUAGGGGUUAUCCCAAAUUUAUCCGAUGGCUCAACCCCUGAUUUUUCCGCUGUAAUUCCUAAUUUAGCUCUUAAAUCUUCGAUUAUCAACUGGUGUCGACAAUCCCGUGUCGAAAUCCCCUCCCCACCUGAUUAUUCUUCCAUGGAAACCACCAUUGUUCAGGCAAAAACGGCCUCUCAACAGGAACCUUCAGUUUCUGAAACGGAGCUGCUGAGAGGGGUAGAGAAUAACCCUCCAUUUCUGUUUUCUCAUGCGGCUUCUGAUUUGAAUCCCCGCAACAAUUACUCCUCGUCUUCGGAGGAAUCUGUGAUUGCAAACGCUACCCCUUUUCUCCCAUUUGCCACUCGUCCAGCUUGCUAUUCUUCGCCAUCAUCAUCAGCUCCGUCAUCGUCCUCUUCAGAAACAGUAUACGAUGAAGCUCUGGGUACACCGGAUGGAAUUGGUACUGGUAUUGGUAUGGAUGAAAUGUUUGUUACGAAGUUCAAGAGUUUGGAUGUGAUGGAACAGGAGGAAGCAGUGAUUCUUUUACGAAAAACCACUAAAGCAAACGAUGAAGAUGCUAGGGUAAGACUCUGUACCCCGAAGCUUUUACAGGCGAUAAAGCCUCUGCUGGUUUCGAGAUAUCCAAUUGUGCAGACGAAUGCAGUUGCUUCGAUUGUGAAUCUUUCGCUUGCUAAUGUGAAUAAAGUGAAGAUUGUUCGAUCUGGGAUGGUUCCGAUUCUGGUUGAUUUGUUAAAGGGUGGAUUUGAGGAGUCUCAGGCGCAUGCCGCAGGUGGGAUUUUCAGUUUAGCUCUGCAGGACGAGAAUAAGAUGGCGAUUGGGGUUUUGGGAGCUCUGGAGCCAUUGUUGCAUGCUUUGAGGUCCGGGACCGAGUUGACUCGGCGUGACUCGGCCUUGGCGUUGUAUCAUCUGAGCAUUGUUAGUAGCAAUAGGGUAAAGUUGAUUAAGCUUGGAGCCGUUGGGAUUUUGUUGGGGAUGUUGAGGAGUGGGGUUUUGGUGGGGAGAGUGGUGUUGGUGGUUUGCAAUUUGGCGGUGUCACCGGAGGGGCGGUCGGCGUUGUUGGAUGGCGGCGCGGUGGUCAGCCUGGUGGCAAUUUUGCGGGAUGGAAGUGAGUCUGACUCGUCCGAGUCAACACGUGAGAAUUGUGUGGCAGCUUUGUACUCACUGAGUCAUGGGAGUCUGAGGUUCAGAGGGCUGGCCAGGGAGGCGAGGGCGUCCGAGGUGUUGCAGGCGGUGGUGGAGCAUGGAAGCGACCGGGCCAGGGAAAAGGCGAACAGGAUAUUGGCGGUGUUGAGAGGUAGAGAUGGGGAGGAGGAGAGCGGAGAGAUUGAUUGGGAAGCGGUGAUGGAGGGUGGACUGAGUCGAACUCGGCACCGAGUUCCUGCUAGGUAUUCAAGUGGCCUUAACUCAACCGAGUUCUGAGUGAGUGGAACAUAAAAGCAGCUGGAUCGCGCUCAGCCCUCCGCAUGGACUUCUUUCAAGUCGAUCAGGAUGAUAUUUUCGUCUCUUCAACUGAAGACUUCGGCAUCAUUAGUUUUAGUGCAAAGAGGCCCAAUUUUGGGAGUGAAGACCUUUGUUUCGAA